Cryptotermes secundus is the source of this 2621-nucleotide messenger RNA. RefSeq lists its product as uncharacterized. NCBI's taxonomy places the organism in Eukaryota, Metazoa, Arthropoda, Insecta, Blattodea, Kalotermitidae. The transcript has 4 exons. The record is from RefSeq and is a predicted model, not a curated record. The coding region runs from base 112 to 2172 and encodes 686 amino acids.
CUUUAAUAAGAGUUGUGUACUGUGGUCGGGAGAAACGCCGUUAGGAUUGGUGGUACCUAGGUUUGAUCUACCCGCAAGACAUGAAAGGUUACCAGUUGCUACCAGAAUAACAUGAAAUUGUUAAUUUGUGUAGAUUUAAUUGAAUCAACGGCACAGACUAUUCUUAUGAAAGAGCUUCCACGUGAAGUGCCCCAAUUAAGCAGUUCUGAACACGUGUGUGAGGUAAAGAGUGGUGACAGAAUGAUGAAGGAUACGAAGUGUGGCCAAAGUGCUGUAGCUUUGCCAUCAAAUGAUUACCCAAAUGGACAAAUUAAAAAGCCAGAAACAUUAAAUGGUGCAUCACAAAAGUCAAGUCCAAUAAAAAGAAUAUUUGAAGUAAGUAAAUCUGUUUCCUUUGACAUGACUGUAAAGAAGGUGACUAUACCGCACCAGUGGGAGAAACUGGGUUUGAAUUCGGAAGAAAAUACUGAAUUGAAGAGCAUAGGGUCUACCAAUGGUAUUCCACAUGAGUCAGUGUGUGAGGAAAAGAAAAAUGUUGGGACAUCAAAAGAUGAAGCACAGAGGACUAGUACAGAGGCUGCGGCCUUGGAUUUUGUUGAUGAUAGUGAACAGUUUGGUUUGAGUGAUUCUGAAGUUGAUAAACUACUAGCAGAUGUAGAUGAUAAAGAAAAACGGGAAACAAGCAACGAAUCAGACUUAAGAAAGAAAAAUGGAAUUGAACAUUCAGACAAUGAAACAUGCAAUGAAACCAUUACCACAGCAGGUGAUGAGGAUAUGUGUGGAAAUUCAAAGGAAUCAAGCAUUGUAGCAGAUGCAGUUGUAGUCAAGAAUACUCAGUUUUAUAAUGUUCAAUCCAGCGCUUCAGCAUGUGAUGUAGAUGACUGUUAUAAAUCAAAACAUCUGAAAGUCUCUCAAGUUUCAGAGGAAAGAAAUGACACCAAAAGUUUGAAGAUAGGUGAUACAAUUAUUGAUAAAGCUAGUGGAAACGAUUCCAGAAGUGCUGUUACUUCUGAAAGAGAAAUGCAUUUUAAAUCCGAGGGCAGUUUUCGUGAUUUGGGAACUAGUUCAGUGACUUUAGUUAACGCAGGCAAAAUGUUUAAACAUUCAGGAAGCUUUGGUGUCCCAGACAACAUAUGUGUAAAAGAGAAUAAACAGUAUGACACAGAAUUAUUCAGAGACAUUGAAUCUAGUCACAGUCCUAAUGCUAUGGAACAGGAGGAUGAAAGUAAUACUGUUAUGUCUUCCAAGUCUGAUGAGGUAUCUCAUUCGCAUCCAUGCAAUGAGACAUCAGAAGAAAAUGCAUGUGACGCUCUUUUGCGUCAAGAAUUGGAGGUUAACAUGGAGACAAAGGACAGUGAGGGCGCAUUGCAUGAUAAGUUGGUCGAUUUGGAAGUACAAAGUGAUGAGAAUCAACCAAGUAAUGCGCAGAUGCUUGAAGAUGAUUCUUUAGGAAUAAGUGAGAAGUCUUCUGAUUUACAAAUGGAGAUCAAUCAGACUGAAUUAAAUGAAAAAUCAUCUGAUGUAGAGAUGCAAAAUGAUCAGUCUGAACUGAGUGAAAAGUCGGCUGAUGUAGAAAUGGAGAUCAACCAGACGGAAUUAAGUGAAAAGUCGGCUCAUCAGACGGAAACUGCGGUUGAAGUAGGAAUGCAAAACUGUCAGAAUGAACAUGUCAGCUCAGGUGAUAUUGAGAUGCAGGAUUGUUUUAUUCAGGGAUCGAUUAAUAUGCAUAAUGACACACCUGAUUCAGAUAGAAAGUUGGUUGGCAUAGAGGUGCAGGAUCAGACUGAACUGAAAGAGGCGUCAUCUGAUGGGGUAGGUUCUAAUGAUGCAGGUGACCAAGUUAAUAAUGCCCACGAAGACGAUUAUUAUGACAAUAAUAAACCAGGCAUGAAACCAGAUGAAGCAGAAAAGAGUGAUAAAUUAUGUCCAAUGAAAGGGGGACACUGUGAAGCAGACAAUAUACAUUUUGUCAGAAUACGAGUGAGAGAGAGCAGUGAAUUGAAAGAAGUUCCUGGUGACAGUAUGAAAACCAAUGACAGAGUAGUAGGUGACGACAAUGUAUCGAAAACCAAUGCCAGCAACGAAGAGAAUGAUAUUCUUUCUAUUGAAAAAGGAACUUCCAUAAUUGAAGCAGAGCAUGCUGUGGACAAUAGAGGAGCAAGUACUUCAUAGGAUUAAACAAGAAGAAGAUGGAAUGAAGAUUUUGUUUGCUGAUUAAUUGACCUAAAUGUGACAUACGAACAUUCUUCCUUCCAUACAUACCUGCUUAUCUUAAGAUUGGGCUAUUUGGAAUCGUGCCUUCUAUUUUAAUGUAUUUAACCCUCCUCCUAAUAUCCUUAGGCUGCUUUGAUGGAUUGCAUUAGGAGGUAAAUCAGCACACUUUUAUACCCAUAAAAGAGGCAGAUGUGAUGAGAUUUUAUUUUUAAGAAUGGCUUCCAGUUGCUUUGCAUGGUUAUGGCAUCUUCAUACUUUAUGUGUGUGCUAUGCUCUUAAAUUGACAAGGUUUAAGCAUUCAUUUGAAUCCUUAUUUUUGUAAAUUUACUUUUUUAGAGUAACAUGGCAGCACUUCCGAAUGUUUCACUGUACGUAUUAUUCAGAAUGUGUAUAUACAGAGUGUUCGG